This is a messenger RNA of Trametes versicolor FP-101664 SS1, 1332 nucleotides long. RefSeq names its product RNI-like protein. Gene Ontology annotation, cellular component: SCF ubiquitin ligase complex. The record is from RefSeq and is a predicted model, not a curated record. Gene Ontology annotation, biological process: SCF-dependent proteasomal ubiquitin-dependent protein catabolic process. The coding region runs from base 1 to 1332 and encodes 443 amino acids. Lineage: Eukaryota; Fungi; Basidiomycota; Agaricomycetes; Polyporales; Polyporaceae. The transcript has 3 exons. Gene Ontology annotation, molecular function: protein binding.
AUGUCGUACGUCGAUGCCCUCCCAUCGGACGAAGAGUCCUGCUUCUACGCCGAGCACAUCGACUUCCGCUCUGACCCUGUCCUCGCGCCCGCGGUCACAGACGACGAACUCGCGUCUAUUCUCCCGCAUUGCCCUAACAUCCUCCACGCGCAGCUCACCGGGGUGCCGGACCUGUCAUCCCGCACUCUGAUCACCCUCGCCGAAUCCGCGCACAACCUCACACAUGUCGAUAUCUCCGGAUGCGCAGACGUCACCGACCUAGGUCUGCAUGCGCUCGCCGCCCACUCAACAUCGCUCGUCUCGGUCGCGAUUAGUCGGAUACCAGGGAUCACCGACCCUGCACUCGCACAACUGGUACGCGGACUUCCGCGUCUGGAGGUGCUCGAGAUGGAUAGCCUGCCGCUCGUAACGUCGGUCGCGGUGCGAGACAUCUGGCUAUUUGCGCGCGGACUGCAGCGGUGGUCCCUGUCCGGGUGCGUGCAUGUCACCGACUCCGGCUUCCCUUGGGUCCCCGAGCGCGAGCAACUCCGAUCCCUGGAAGACCAAGAAGCAGCAGCGGACAAACCGCGAACCUGGCUCGAGAGCCUGCCCCCGCUCGUGUUGCCGGGCACGCACAAGCUGAACGCACUACACACGCUGGACCUGAGCCACUGCGUGAAGCUGACGGACUCCGCCAUGCUCGGACUUAUCGCGUACGCACCGCAUAUACAGGACCUAAACCUGGCCGGAUGCAUCGAACUCUCCGAUCGUGCCAUACAUGCGGUGUGCGCGCUGGGGAACCACCUCGCGGUCGUCGACAUCGGGGGCCUAGAGCGGGUGACAGACGAGGGCGCCUUCGCGCUCGCGACUUCCUGCAGGCGGCUUCAAUCCGUCGAUAUCAGCUUCAUUCCGAAGCUCAGCGACCUCAGCGUGCUGGAGUUUGCGUCACAACCGCACCUUCAAAGGCUUGCGGCGGCGGGACUACCACUACUGACAGACGAGGCCGCGUUCUUCCUAGCGGAGCACGCCUUCGAAUUAGAGAUACUCCACCUCACCUUCUGUAGCCGCAUCACUCUCGACGGGGUGCGCGCAAUGCUUCGGCGGCUGACAAAACUGCAGCACUUGGGGCUGUCCGGCAUUCCCGCCAUGCGUCGUCGAGGAGUGCGACAGUUUUCCGAGGCGCCGCCCGAGGGCUACGAUGAGCGGAAGCGAGGGUUGUAUAGGAUAUUUCGCGAGGGAAAAAUACGGGCGCUGGGGGAGUUCUUGGAGAAGGAAGAGUGGCGGAAAAGGGAGUCUGAGCGGAAGAACAUCCCCUUUCAACCCAGAGGUGACGACUCGCGGGCGCUCUAUUGA